CAGCUCAGUAGUUCACUAGCGGUUACACGUGCGAGGGAGCAGCAUGAACGGUACAGCUGACAGGGCGGACAGGGCAAUGGAGUCCCCUAGGAAGGCACCCCCUGCUCAACUACGGUCCGUGUCAUGGAACGAGGACGUCGGGGACAGUGAGCUGGACGUUCCUGGAACACCCCGCACUCCGCGCACCUCCACUACCCCAGGUCACGAGAAAUGCACGUUCCACCAUGACCUGGAGCUGGACCAUCGACCGCCCACCCGAGAGGCCCUCCUGCCCGACAUGUCUCGAGCCUACCGCUUGUUACUCUCCUCUCUCGGCGAGAACCCCGACCGGCAGGGACUGCUCAAGACACCCGAGCGGGCCGCUAAGGCUAUGCUCUUCUUCACCAAAGGAUAUGACCAAAGCCUCGAAGAGGUGCUGAACGAUGCGGUCUUUGACGAAGACCACGACGAGAUGGUGGUGGUAAAGGACAUCGAGAUGUUCUCCAUGUGUGAGCACCAUCUUGUACCUUUCUACGGGAAAGUUUCCAUCGGCUACCUGCCCACCAAGAAGAUACUAGGCCUUAGCAAGCUCGCCAGGAUCGUGGAGAUCUUCAGUAGGAGACUGCAAGUCCAAGAGCGUCUCACCAAACAAAUUGCUGUCGCAGUCACCAAGGCAGUUCAGCCAGCAGGUGUCGCUGUAGUUGUUGAGGGUGUGCACAUGUGCAUGGUGAUGAGGGGAGUUCAGAAGAUUAACAGUAAGACCGUGACUUCCACCAUGCUAGGGGUCUUCAGAGAUGAUCCCAAGACACGUGAAGAGUUCCUGAAUCUUGUCCACUCGAAGUAGUUCUCCUUAUGCACCCUUCAACUACCGCCAUUACCCCCUGAACCUCACAAUAUGGAGAAUCAGAAGCAUGUGCGCAGAGGAAAACUGAGAAAGGAAUCUUCUUAUCCUACAAACCUACAAAUUAUUAUCUACUAGAUUAUGAUGUUAGCUGUGUAAAAUUAAGCAAAAAUUGCAUAGUAUUUUCCCACUCUUUCCUUGAAGAUUGAAAUCACUUUGUUAUGUUAUCAGAAUAGCGACAAACAGAAAACUUCUUUUGGGUUGAAUUCAAGAUUUUACACUUUAAGCAAGUUAUCAUAUCCUUAAAUCUCAUAAAUAGUUUUGGAUUUGUGUGGAAUUUCUACCCUGUCAAAUCAUGCUAGAGAAUACAGAAACUGCAGUAAUAUUGAAAUAUUUUGAACCUGUUUUUCCUCUGAAGCAAAUGCAGAUGUUUGUGCAAGGUGAUAUUAAUGUUACUUGUGUGAUCAGAAACAAAACAGUAUUGCUUCACAGAGCCACUGCCCCAGAAUCUCUCCCUCUCUAAGAGACCUCCAUUCAAGAGCAUGAGAAAAUAUGCAAGAACUUCCAUUAAAAUAAGUUCAUAUUUAUUAAUUAUGUUUCUCUGAAAUUUCGAAUAUGUAUUAAAAUUCAGAGUAACAUUUUAAGGUAAAUUUAUGAACUCUUACUAAAAUAUUAUAACUGCAUAUGGAAUGGGAAUAUAAGUUUAAUCGUGUAUAUAAGUUUAAGACAGUUCACAGUCCACUGUCUAUCUCUUUGUUUUUACUACAAGUACUUAAAUGGUCAAUAUUGGUCUCGAAAUAAACUUGAUUUUGGUUGGCACUUAACAUUACAGACUGUUCCAUAAUAAGAGACAUAAAGAAUCAAAUUUUUCAUACUUCUUUCACAGUAUAAAAAGAAAGCCCAUUAGUUGACGGUGUGCUAAAAAUAUUUAACAAAUACAACACUUUUAAAUUCUUUAAAAUAAACAUUCUUGCUCUAAAAUAAUGUCAUAGUCUUUUUAUUUAUAUCAUAUUUUAUCUCCGAACACUGAAAUCCAAAAAAAAAAAUGGAAGGAAAUUACUGUACUCACUGUGAAGGAGUGGGUGAGGUAUGUAAAAGAAUUUGGUUGUGGUACAAGAAAUUUUGCAAUUGGAAUGUUGUGUGUCAGCUGUUUUUAUUUUGUCACAUGUGCAGUAGAGAUGAGGACACUUUGACAUUUUGACGGAAAGGAACACGAAAGAGUGGUUUCUAGAAUUCUGUUUUUAUUUAUGUAUGAUUGUAUGUGUGCCUUGCUAGCACCUGAGUGGCUGGACAGUUUCUUUUCAUAUUUAGUAUUUAAAAGUUCAUCCAUGAUAGAUCAGUGCCCAGUGAAUAUGGACAUUCUAAUUCCAAAAAUUUAGGCCCUUCAAAUGGGUCCCAAGAACCAAAUUGCGAUUUCAUAAGCAUACCUCUUAUGAUUUUGAUUAAAUUUUACAGAUUUUUCAGAAUCAUUUCUGAAUAAAUAUUCAUAGGUUGUAUCUCCAUGCACUCCAAAUAGUGCCAAGGUCAGGAAAAUGUGGGUUUAUAUACCUACUCCCCCCAUACGCCUUCAUGGUGUAGUGCCUAGUUAGCUAAGCACAGGGACAACUUUACCUUUUUAACUUAGAUGGUAUCCCCAUGAAGAUAAUGAUACACCCUCUAAUAGCUAAAGUGAGAAAUAUCAAUUUUGUCAAAAACGCCUUGAAUGGUUGGGUGGAUUUUAUUUAUGUUUCAUAUUUAGGAGUUUGUCCACCAUAGGUCAGUGUCUGGCAAAUGUAAGUAUGAACAUUCUACUUCAAAAUGUAGAAGUCCCUCACAUGAAAUCUCAAACAAAAAAUUUGAUUUUCUCUAUAAUAGAUCUAAUAACCUUGAUUAAAUUUCAGUUAUCUAUGGAGAUCGCCUCCUUAAAUAAAACUGCAUAAUUGGGUUCUUCAGGAAGACAACGGUAUGCCCGUUGAAGCUCAAACAUUUAUAGGAGAAAGUAUGUGGAAUGUCUUUCACUCAUCUAUUUUCUUAACAUUAUUGUGAGCUUGGAAAAGCCAUAAUUCCUAUUGGUAUCAAAAACUGCCACUGUGCUACAUCCCCAGCAUUAUGUUUAUUUUUUUAUUUGAUGAUAAUUCACCAAUAUUUCGUUAAAGGCCUGAUGUACUCGUACUUUGUUUUAAAAUUGUGAAAUAUGAUCAGUAAUCCAGUCUUCUGUCACCAGUUGAAUAAUUUCAUAAUUUUAAUCAGAAUAAUUAAUUGCAAGAUUUAAUUUCUUGUACUCUGCAAAAGGAAUGUCAAUUGCUUGCUUGUUUUCUUGCUUGUUUGCAUAGGUAACAUGAGUAUAUAAUUAACACAGAAAGAAGAAGAAACUUCACUCAAAAUGGUAGUAGGUAUUAUUUCAGAAACGAAUAUUUUUCAUUUGUAUGAAUAGAAGUCAUAGUAAAUAAUGUUACUCUGAAUGCAGAAUUAAUACCAGGAA
Molecule: messenger RNA, 3281 nt
Organism: Cryptotermes secundus
Lineage: Eukaryota; Metazoa; Arthropoda; Insecta; Blattodea; Kalotermitidae
Gene: Pu
Product: GTP cyclohydrolase 1
Exons: 6
Coding region: 44-823 (259 amino acids)
Biological process (GO): tetrahydrofolate biosynthetic process; tetrahydrobiopterin biosynthetic process
Cellular component (GO): cytoplasm
Molecular function (GO): GTP binding; GTP cyclohydrolase I activity; zinc ion binding
Source: RefSeq, a predicted model, not a curated record